Molecule: messenger RNA, 1049 nt
Organism: Durio zibethinus
Lineage: Eukaryota; Viridiplantae; Streptophyta; Magnoliopsida; Malvales; Malvaceae
Product: Pollen Ole e 1 allergen and extensin family protein
Cellular component (GO): cell periphery
Source: RefSeq, a predicted model, not a curated record
CUCUUAACCUCUUAUUCAUACAUGAAAUGGUGUACUAACCAUAAGGAAGACCAAUAACUACAGAAAAAUUUUAUUAUUGGGGGGAUCAUGCAUAUAUUAAUUAAAAAAUAGGCAGUUCUACCUAUAUAUCAUGAAUUAAACAAUUCUUCCUCAAAAUAUAUCUUUAUUUAGGCAUCUGACUUGAAAAAUAUAUAUAAACUAUGCACAUAACAUAAGAUAACGAAAAAAGGAGUGCACGUCUCAAGUAGUGCUCUUCCACCCCUGCCCCUAAUUCAGGACACCUUCACCAUCUUCCUUGUAUUAUAUACGGUGCUUCUUCUAAGGCAAAUAUGUCCAAAGAAGAAGAGUCGAAAUCGUAAAAGAUGGCUACGAUGGUGUUGAUGUUAAUUGCAGCCUCGGUUUUGAUGGGAUGCACCACUAAUCAAGCAGGAGCCACCUUGGCUCCUGGCCUCCAAGUUAUAAAUCUUGGUGGGAAAGUCUUGUGCCAGGACUGCACCAAGGGCUAUGGGGAAUGGGCCCAAGGCACCCAACCUAUCAAAGGUUGCAAGUUAUCAGUAACAUGCAUGGAUGACAGGAGCAGGAUCAUGUACUAUGGAAGUGAUGAAACCGACGAGCAAGGGCAAUUCAACAUGGUUGUAAACAAAUACAUCAAUGGCAAAGAAUUGCAACCAAAAUCAUGCUUGGUUAGGCUGGUUUCGUCCCCUCAUCCAACAUGCAACAUUCCCACCAACUUCGCUGGAGGACAAACUGGAGUGAAACUCCCCAUUAGGCCUACUGUUCUCUACCGUGAUUUGGUUCAAUAUCAACUUGGCACCUUUUUCUACACUACCCCAAGGUGUGAUAAACCAGCUGCUGGCACCGAUCAGUCCUUGGAAUGCAAUGGAAACAAUAAUUACUAAUUACUUGUUUUUGGGGAGAAUCAAACUUCCAUUCUUCCUCUCUUUGUUUUCUCAAAAUUCACUGACAUUUUUUUAAUGCAUAAAUAAUAUUUUUAAUUGAAAUUCAGGUUUAAUUUGUUACUAUUUCUGAAUCAAUAUCAGACUUUUGUU